AUCAAGUUAGAGCCAAAUAAAAAGAGCUGCUGGUCUGUCACGGCGCACACACAAUUUGUCGUGAGGGAAAGGCAGGCGUCGGCGGCCACCCUGAGGCUCGGAGCAGCGUGGAGGGUGCGCCAGCGUCGUGCGCCACAGAGCCCGGUCGGGGGCUGGAGUGUCAGUGUAUGGCAUGGAGGAGCCGUCAACGGAUCUCUGGCUCAACUGCACCGUCCGCCUCAUGGAGGCGGACGCCGAGCUGGAGGCGCCGCUGCCCCGCUUUGGCGUUUUUGACCCCAUGGAAAAUUCAUCCUACCUUCUACGCACGCUGAAUGCGUCUUCACAGGUGCUGAUGGCCAUUUUGUCGCCACUGCUGGACGACGAAGACAACAGUCUGCACCCGGUGCGGAAAAAAGCUCUACUCCAGUUCAUGAGCGACUGCUUGUACCCUGCACAGCAGCGACCCUUCGCCCUGCCGUGGUGGCAGAAGACGGCGUGGAGCGUCGUUUUCGGCGCUAUGCUACUCGUCGCCGUCGGAGGCAACACGAUAGUUAUGUGGAUCGUUCUCGCACACCGACGCAUGCGUUCGGUGACCAACUACUUCUUAGUGAAUUUGAGCGUUUCCGACCUGCUGAUGGCACUGCUAAACUGCAUCUUCAACUUUAUCUACAUGAUCGACUCGGACUGGCCCUUCGGUGCCACAUACUGCACGGUCAACAACUUUGUGGCCAACGUGACCGUGGCCGCGAGCGUCUUCACACUUGUGGCCAUCUCGUUCGACCGGUACGUGGCCAUUGUGAAGCCACUCAAGAGGCGUAUGCGGAAACGCUGGGCGCUCUUCACUGUGCUCUCCAUCUGGUUUCUCAGCUCGUUGCUCGCCCUGCCACCUUUGCUCUAUUCAACCGUCUAUACCACCAGAUACUCGAAUGAUGAAACGCGCACUCUUUGCUACCUCGUCUGGCCCGACGGCGUCUCCCCUCGAUCCAGAUUGGACUACGUGUACAACAUCGUGUUUUUGACGCUGACGUACCUGUUGCCCGUCGCAGCGAUGGCCCUCUGCUACUGGAAAAUGGGUCGCGAGCUGUGGGGCACGAACGAGGUAACGACGCAGCGGCAGAUGGCGCGGCGGAGGGUGGUUCGCAUGUUCCUCAUGAUCGUCUGCAUUUUCGCCGUGUGCUGGCUGCCCUACCACGGCUACUUCAUCUACGCUUACCACUUCCGCGAGAUUGCAGCUUCCAGUUACGUGCAGCACUUGUACCUCGCCUUCUAUUGGCUCGCCAUGGCCAACGCAAUGGUCAACCCCCUCGUGUACUACUCCAUGAACCACAGGUUCCGAGCUUACUUCCGGAGGGUGGUGUGCUGCGCUCCGAAACUGCCCGUCGACCCUCCACGGCCGGCCGCUGCAACCCCGGUGAGGUGGAACCGCAGCACCCAAGAGACCCGAUUGAUCCACAAUGGUGCUAACAAUUCUUGACGAAGGGUGGUCGACGGCUACCUUGAGGUGGCUGUGUGAGCUCAAUGUCUGUGUUGCGUUCUUUGCUUUUACAAAUAUGUGCUGGCGUGCAUAGGUGAUAAGAUUUUUGUGAUGUUUUUAAUGAUGAAAAGUGAAUAAAAGUGAUUAUCACUUGUAUGUGAUAUAUGUAUUUUGCUGGAUAA
This is a messenger RNA of Cloeon dipterum, 1635 nucleotides long. It is a transcript of the gene TkR86C, whose product is annotated as Tachykinin-like receptor at 86C. The transcript is spliced from 6 exons. Gene Ontology annotation, biological process: G protein-coupled receptor signaling pathway. Lineage: Eukaryota; Metazoa; Arthropoda; Insecta; Ephemeroptera; Baetidae. Gene Ontology annotation, molecular function: tachykinin receptor activity. The record is from RefSeq and is a predicted model, not a curated record. Bases 173 to 1453 code for a protein of 426 amino acids. Gene Ontology annotation, cellular component: plasma membrane.